Messenger RNA from Trichoplusia ni (cabbage looper), 5644 nucleotides. RefSeq lists its product as uncharacterized. Lineage: Eukaryota; Metazoa; Arthropoda; Insecta; Lepidoptera; Noctuidae. Gene Ontology annotation, cellular component: plasma membrane. Gene Ontology annotation, molecular function: amino acid transmembrane transporter activity. The transcript is spliced from 13 exons. Gene Ontology annotation, biological process: amino acid transport. The record is from RefSeq and is a predicted model, not a curated record. The coding region runs from base 2111 to 4132 and encodes 673 amino acids.
UAUUCAUAAUAAUUUUACAAAGGUUGUUUUUAUUUGGCGUAACAAUAUAAUCAUGAACGAAUUUAGCUUGCCAUUUGCAUUAAGACAUGAUACACGCAUAAUCCAAGCAAGCCACAUAAACGCGACUAUUUGCAGGAAAAUGUUUACGCGUAAAGAAUCCUACUUUUUGAGGCUACAUCUUUUGCGGUGCAGCAGAUCAUAAUUAUGAGAUAUGAACACAAAUUCGCGCCCUGUAACAAAAAAAACAUAAGCCAGUAGGCCUCGUGCAGCAAUAAUUAUCCACAAUUAGUUCCCAAGGCAAAAGGAACUUUCCAAGCGAAUAAAAAAUCCGUAAGUACAUAUGACAGAUGUUAACCAUCCUUAAUGGAAUUGUUUGUCUGAAACCCGAUCACAACUUCAGUGUUCCGCGAGAGAAGUCUUCCGCGAACUGCAAUGAAGAACAUUGAGUCAGAUAACGUAAUUGGAUUAACCUUUUAAGCCGACUAAUGCCUAUAUUACGUGGCCAGUGUGAUUUUUCGAGAAUUAUAGUAGGUUUCUGGAAAUUAUGAGUCAUUUCUGCUCUUUUUGCUAUGACGCUUGAUUGAUAAUAUUAUUUAUACGUCCUGUAGUAAUGAACUACUGCUAGAGAAAAGCAUAAGGCCGUAUCGCCGUUUCUUUAAGUAACAUUAAUGCCUCCGAGGUACUUAGAUGCUGCUCGUUACAAUGAUUGUUGUAUUGCUUUAUAUGAACGAGGCGAAAAGGAAAGCCUACCACGAUGGACGGAACGGAAAGAAAAAAUGAAUUAUUGCGGCGGUAAUUGUUCGCAUAUAAAGAAAUCACGAGCAUUAAUCAAAGCAUUAAUCGGUCGAGUGGUUACAUGUAACUUCUAAAAUUGUCAUAUUAUAUGAAUGCAUUCGGUACCCAAUAAUAAUUAUCAAUUUCAACCAAAAAUUAGAAUAAGUAGUUGUUACAAAAACCCCUUUAAAAAAUUAGCAUUAGCCAUUAACUUUUAACAAGAGAAAAAAAGAAACAAUUUUCACAAGAAGAAAGAAAAGGCCAAUGAGCAAAUCCAUCUCGUAUGAUACGAGUCGUAUCAAGAUCAUCGUAUUAAAACCAAAAAACAAAGGAAGAGUAUUAAAUUUUCCUUACUUUAGCAACUACAUAAUCCUGUUUCACUGUCAGUAUGUUAUUUCGUAAGAGAGGUUUAGACAUCCACUAUACCGUUUAGAAGGAAACCUUAGAAAAUUAGUAGGCAUUACACAAGGAUAGAGUGACCACCUAUUCAAGCCAUUCGAAUUCUCUUAAAUAAACCUAUCGUUAGUCGCCACUACUUCUACAUCACAAAGAGUUUCUUUAAACUGCGAGCCGAAAGAAGUCAACGUACUAAGUUUCAGUGAAGCUCGAUAAUACUUAAAAGGAUUUCUGAAAAAAAUCAACAGGUGUUUCACAGAAAUUUCGAUUAGAUGAUGACAAUUUCGUCCAGUAAACCUCUUUUCCAGGUCAUUUUUAGGCGCUGAUUGGUAUUCUUAAAGGAAAUGGUUAUUGGAAACAACAAAAGUCAAAAUAUGAGCAGGAUCUCUUUAAAGUCAAUUCUUUAGUUAACAUUUAAAUUCAGUGGACUCAACAGACUAUCGAGGAUGGAGUUAAAAAUAUUUUCAAACAACUCUCAAAAGACAAUUCAACAGUAUUGCCAGAAAAUAUUUUCCAAUAACGAAAAUUUAUCCUAAACUAAUCAAAAUCAGUACUUAAAUUUACAGUCAUUCUGUUCUAAAACGCUGCACUUUAUAGAAAGAAUAUAUUGUAUGGCUGAAAAAUCUUCCCCAUGGAUGGUCACCCCAACCGAUACUCAGUAUCGAUCGCCAGUGAGGCAACAAAGAGGGAACUAUAGCUCUACCCUGCUCGCGUUUGUCGCAUAAACAUGAAAACACGACCUUAUUUACCGGCCGACACUGUAAACUCGCUAACAAUUCUCCAAAACCACACACUACCUGAAUAAUAAGACAAAGAAGCCUUAUAAUAACAUGUGUCAAGUGGAAAAACUGAGUGAAAAUGUAGUUUAUUAGUGAAAAAUUAAAAUUUCCCAUCAAAAGUGCACUUAAUUCGUGGUAAAGCUGCAAAAUGAAAUUCCAAGAUGACAAGUGAACGUGGUGAGCGGAGCAAGAUGAGCGGUGCGCUGAGCGCGCUGAGCGGCGGCGAGGCGUGCGGCGCGCGCUGGACCCUCGGCGCGCUGCUUCUGGCGCCGCUAGCCGCCGCCAACUCCAGCUACUGCGCCGUGCCCGCGGUCAUGCUGCUGGCCAUAUUUAUAACCAUUGCCACCUUCACAUGCAAAGACCUUAAGAAGCUGGCUGAAAUACUUCCACCUCCAAAAACGUCUAGAGGCCGUCGUGAGAGAAAUUUGCGAUCUUUUGCUGAUUUUAUGGCAAUGUGGAUGACAUUCCUAUCGCAUCUGGUAGCUGUGGCAAUAUGUGCGAGGAUCUUGAGCGCUACUGCUGAUCACGUGACGGGAGGAAGGACGAGGAGGUGGCUGUUCGGGUACGAGACUAGAGCGCUAGGGGAACCCUGGCCUGACGUAUUGGGAGUCACCGUUGUAAUGGUCGUUUGUGCUAUGUUCAUGUGUGGUUUAGAGGAAAGUAUGAUGUUUACAUUCAUGUUGUUGAUACUGCUGUAUAUAUUCAGCCAGUUCUUCGCUAUCUUUGGCCUUAUUAACUUCGAUAUUGCUAAUAUCAAUAUGCCGAUACCGAUCACUGUAUAUGAGCUGUUUGCGGCAGGAGCACCAAUUUGUUACGCAUUCAAUGUGGCUCUACCAAAAGGGAGUGGAACUCUCAAGAAAAAUCUUUUCCUCAUGAUUGGAUUACCUACAAUUGUUCUAUCGGGAUUAUGUUUCCUUUACACUAACAUGUUAAAAGGAAACAGCAUUGACGCGGCUUUACCCGUCACGACUUUGCUGGAAGCGAGGGCUGCGGGCUGGGUCUGUCCAGUACUGGCCGCUGUUACCGUCGCCGGAAUCUGCUUGGCUCUAACAGAACUCUGCCCAUUACUGUUCACUGUCCUAGUGGCUCUGGCUUCUCCUGAAUGGAAAGUCCUUACUAGGUCGAUGACGUACGAGAGUACUACCACUGGUAGCCCAGUGCUUGCUGUGUUCACCGCAGGAAGUUUGGCAGCGAUUCUGGCUUUUGCGUGUCCUCUGUCACAUAUGAUAACUUUAAUGAACGCAAGCCACUUGCUCGGGAUAUCCAUACAGGCAUUCCAUUUUAUCAUCAUGCGAUGUGUGCCUACACUUGAACAAAAAGAGGCUGGAGAUAUUGAAUACAAACGCCUUGGGAGAGAUGCACGAGGGUCUAAAGCAUCGGGAAGUAAAUCGAAACGAGGACUCUGGUUUAUUCCGUCAGCUAUUCGUCACACCAAGACUUUAGAGAGUAUCAAGUCUAAAGUUACGAAAGAAACUGAGGAACGUGAGUGCCUUCUCCUGGAUGAGUAUGCUGGUUGUACAACAGAGGAAAACGAUCAAAUGACUAGCAGUAGCAGUGGCGUAAGAGGGGUUGUGCCCAAUGAAGAAGUGGAUGUGGCUUCUGACGCAGAAGGCAGUGAACAGGAAAUGUCUUCGGGCGACGACUCCACGGAUAUUGAUGCUGUGGUCAAGGAGUAUAGGGAUCGGAUACAGGUGGUGACAUCAGUUCCUGAAUCAAGCGCUCCUUCUCCGCCUAGCGUUCGCGGCGCACGUUGGGCGGCAGCAGGAUGCUUCAUACAGCUGGUAGCAGAUGCUUUGAUAGCUGUAGCAUUCUGCAAUGAAACACUUAGGCUGCCUAUGUUUGCAACGGGAAUACCGCUAUGGCUAUCGGGCGUCCUCAUAUGCUCUUGGCAACCAGCUCACAACCUGGGCAUGAGGAAGACACAGAGUAUCCAAGGCCCUAUAACUUUGAUGACUGCUCUCCUGUUCCUCACACCAUUACUUCUUGACUCUUGGCCAGCUAUCACCCUGUUUGCGGGUGCCGGUGUAGUGAUAUACGCUCGCUGUGAACGUUGGUGCGGGGACUUGGCUGUCCAGCAAGCGCGCAGUGCGCUAGAGCGUCGCAAACUGCGCCCAGUGUCGGCCACGGUACCAAUCGCCGGAGCUCGUCUGACUCACAUUGACACUGUGUAUAUAGCCAGAUGACAUGAAGAUGACUCGGAUACGAGUCUGGAUAAUCUAUUAGACGCGGAGGACGAAGAUCCCGAUGGAGAAUGACAACAAGCCGAGGCUAUUAUUAUCAUCGCCCCUUAAUCAUCUCAUUAAGACACAUUAAUCACAGAACAAACGACUGUUUAUAAUCAGGCGAUGAAUUAUAUAGCAAAAUUUUCAUUCGGUGAUGACUUAACUGUAAAAUAAUCUAUGUAACCAAAAGUAGUUAAAAUUAUUCGCUUUGACUGUCGAAAACAAAAAUUCCGCUGUAGAUACGACUGAAUUCUAGUCAGCUAGCUGAUAAAUCUUAAUAGGCAAUACAGCCGUACACGUUUGUGAUAAAACUGAUACACAGGGAGAAAUUGUAAAGUACGCGAUACACUGAUUCUACUCAAACCAUCAAAAAAGAAAAUAAUCUUAAUUACGAAAUAGUGUAGGUUAAUUAAUCGGCGCAUUUAGUCGACCUUUGCCUUGUGUCUAGAUUACCUAUUUAAAAUAAAAUAAAAAGUAAAAUUCUAUUAGUAUGUAUACAUAGUGGCUUGUGCUAAAGAUUGUCAAAAAUAAUUAUGCUAAAAAGGUUUUAUACGUGUUAGGUUAUAUUAGUAGCGUAAAUAUGAGAUAUUUGCGUAUGUUACAUCAGUGUUGGUUCAAAUUACUGUAACUGUGUUGGAUAGAAACCCUAGGGUGGCAGAGGCUGAGAUUUUAUAUGUCCUACGUAAUAAAUUUGAGCUAUAUUAAAAAUAAAAUAGCGAAACUAUAACCUAGUGCCUAGAUACAUAGCUGUUAAAUUUAAAAUUCGAAGUAGGUAUCCACUUUUUAAUCAAUUUGUGUGAAAACGUGAAAUGUAUCUUUACUAGGACUUAGGAUUUUUAUGAGAUUAAAAGCUAGCUUGACGCAAUAUGAAAUUUCUAAAUUGUAAAUAUGUUUUGGAGAAAGAAUAGAUUUAAAGUCGUACAUGAUUUAAAAAAAAUCAUCCGUCCAUUUCGCCAUUGCCAUGUCAGGCACGCUUUUGCCUUGCAUAUAAUCACCACAAAUACCUAUUUGUAAGAAAAAAAAAAGCGUAUUUUUUCACUAUUAUUCGUGUUAGAGUAUUCAAAAUUGUAAAUAAAAGUUUCAUUAUGACAAAAAUAAAUAAAAUUUCUUAAAAGCAAUAAAUUACUGGUAAGAUAUCGAAAGAUCUAAUGAAGUUUGAAGUGAUUCAAUACACAAAUAAUCCCCGCAAAUUCAUGACAGAUCUGGCACCCGUUUUUGUGGCGUAAGUUGACUACCCAUAUAUUUAUAAUGUAUGCUACUUUUUCACUCUCAAUUUGUAUUAUUAUAACCCUUAAUGUUACAAGCUUCAUGGUUACUGCUCUCACAAUUUGCGAGGAUUAUACAAAAAAAGCCUUUUAAAAUAAAACUUUUGAAUUAAAAUAGAUUUGUAAAUCGGCCUAACACGAUGUUUUAGGAGUGAUCGUGAUUAAUUUAGCAAUAAAAACGCUGAUUCACAUUAGAAUUGUUUUAUUU